UUCCUCACCACUACCGCCGCACCACCAGUAGAUCACCACCUGCGCCACCGCCGCCGCGCGCGCGCGCACAGCGACAGCAGCGCCGUUGGGAGCGGCGGUCGGGAUGGCGACCACCGGCGGUCCGUCGGUGCCGUCGCGGUCGCUGUCGAGGCGGAGGCGGACGCUCUCGCGGCAGCCCAGCCGCGCGUUCACCAUGCGUCUGGACGGCUUCCCCGGCAACGACGGCGCCGGGGGCCCGCCCUUGGACCAGGAGGAGCUCGUGCCCCCCUCGCUCGCUUCCAUCCUUGUCCCCAUCCUCCGCGCUGCCAACGAGAUCGAAGACGAGAACCCGCGAGUCGCCUACCUUUGUCGAUUUGCUGCAUUCGAGAAGGCUCACACAAAGGAUCCUGACUCAAGAGGACGUGGAGUUCGGCAAUUCAAGACGUAUCUGUUGCACAGGCUUGAAAAGGAUGAACUAGAGACAAUGCGCAAGCUUGCUACAACCGAUCAAAAGGAGAUACAAAAGUUCUACGAGCAAUACUGUAGAAAAUAUCUAGAGGGUCAUGAAGGGAGAAAACCGGAGGAGACAGCUAGGCACUAUCAGGUUGCAACCGUCCUAUAUGAUGUUCUAAAAAUUGUGACACCUGAAAAAUUACAUGCUGAGCUUGAUAGGCAUGAUAAAUGGGUUGCAAAAAAGAAACCUUCACUUCCAUACAAUAUUCUACCCCUUGAUAUUUCUGAUGAGACCAAACAACCAAUAAUGGAAAUUCCUGAGAUCAAGGCAGCAUUGCAGCUCCUUCUUAUAUUAGAAGGCCUUCCAAUGCCGAGGACUGAAGCGCCGCAAAGCUCGGACGGAAUAGCGCCUAAAGAGAUGGAAAUACCUAUUGUUAAUGAUUUGCUUGAUUGGCUUUGGCUCACAUUUGGAUUUCAGAAAGGCAAUGUAUAUAAUCAAAAGGAGCAUUUGAUUUUGCUGCUUGCAAACAUUGAUAUGAGAAGAGAGCAUAAUGCCCACCAGACUGAAAGACACCUUCAUAUUAUAGCUGAUGCUACAGUGAAAUCUUUGAGGAAGAAAAUUUUCCAGAAUUACGAAUCUUGGUGUCAAUAUUUGCAUUUGAAGUCAAACAUUAUAAUCCCAAAUGGUGCCUCCAUACUACAGGCAGAACUUCUUUAUAUAGGACUGUAUUUGCUGAUUUGGGGUGAAGCUUCCAAUGUUCGCUUUAUGCCUGAAUGCCUUUGCUAUAUCUUCCACCAUAUGGCGAGAGAUUUACAUGAUAUAAUAACUGAUAGAGAUGGAGUUUUUGACCCACCAUUUCGGAGAGAGGGGUGCGAUGAUGCAUUUCUGCAGCUAAUUAUUCAACCAAUAUACGAUGUUAUGUACAAGGAAGCUUCAUGGAGCAAAAGAGUUACUGCAAGCCACUCGAAGUGGAGAAACUAUGAUGACUUGAAUGAGUACUUUUGGUCGAAGAAAUGCUUCAAAAAAGUUGGAUGGCCAAUGGAUCUAACAGCUGACUUUUUCGUGCGUCCUCCCGAAACUGAAAGCAAAAUCGCGCAACAUUAUCAUGCAAUUAGCAGUCCGAGGAUUCCAAAAACAAAUUUUGUUGAAAUUCGUACAUUUCUGCACCUAUUCAGAAGUUUUGAUCGUAUGUGGGCCUUCUUUAUAUUAGCUUUCCAGGCCAUGGUAAUUAUUGCUUGGAGCCCUUCUGGAUCGCUUUCUGCUAUAUUUGAACCAGCGGUUUUCAGAAAUGUGUUGACAAUCUUCAUAACGGCUGCAUUUCUAAACUUCCUUCAAACCACACUAGAGAUUGUUCUUAACUGGGAAGCUUGGAGGAGCCUGGAGUGCUCACAAAUAAUAAGAUAUAUCAUGAAAUUUGCCGUAUCUAUUGCCUGGUUAAUCAUUCUUCCGACGACAUACUCAAGCUCUACUCGAAAUCUCACAGGCCCUGUGAAGUUCUUUAGCAACUGGAUUGGAAAUUUGCAGAGUGAAUCUAUUUAUAACUUUGCAGUUGCUCUUUACAUGUUACCAAACAUAUUCAGUGCCUUGUUCUUUAUAUUUCUACCUAUUCGUGGGGCCUUAGAGCGCUCAAAUGCUCACAUUGUUAGAUUUCUUUUGUGGUGGACUCAGCCAAAGUUAUAUGUUGCCCGAGGCAUGUAUGAGGGCACAGGUUCACUUCUUAAGUACACAUCGUUCUGGAUUCUAUUGCUUGUAUGCAAGCUUGCCUUCAGUUUUUAUGUUGAGAUUUCUCCUCUAGUUGGGCCUACCAGGACAAUCAUGUUUUUGGGAGUGGGGACCUAUGAGUGGCAUGAGUUCUUCCCUUACUUGCAGCAUAAUUUAGGUGUUGUGCUUACUGUAUGGGCACCAAUUGUCAUGGUAUACUUCAUGGAUACACAGAUAUGGUAUGCAAUUUUCUCAACAAUAUGUGGUGGAGUAAAUGGUGCUUUCAGCCACUUGGGUGAGAUCCGAACCCUCGAGAUGUUAAGAUCAAGAUUUAACGCAAUCCCAAGUGCAUUUAGCAAUAACCUUGUACCUAAUCAUGGUAGUCAAUCAAAAAUACAUGAGGAGGACAAAAAUUUGGAUAAGUUUGCUAACAUAUGGAAUGCUUUUAUUGAUUCUUUGCGAAAUGAGGACUUACUAAACAAUAGGGAGAAAAACUUAUUAGUUGUUCCACCAUCGGUCGGUGACGCUACUGUUUUUCAAUGGCCUCCUUUUCUUCUUGCCAGUAAGAUUCCAAUGGCACUUGACAUGGCAAAAAGUGUCAAAAUAACGGACGAAGAGUUGAUAAAGAGAAUAAACCAGGAUCCUUAUACCUAUUAUGCAGUAAAAGAAUGCUACGAGACAUUGUUGAAAAUUCUUUGCAGCCUCAUGGCUGAAGAAAGUGAUAAGAAAGUUUUAAAUCGAAUACGUGACCGCAUUGACUGCAGCAUCCAGCGUCGGUCACUUGUGAGAGACUUCCGAUUGGAUCAGCUUCCUCAGCUAAGUACUAGGUUUGAUAAGCUGUUCGAUAAUAUACUGAAAACUCCUGAGGAUCAGAUUGAGUUAGUUAAGACACAAAUUGCCAAUCUGUUACAAGAUAUAGUGGAGAUUAUCACGCAGGAUAUUAUGAGAAAUGAACAAGGUAUUUUGAAGGACGAGGACAGAAAAGAACAAAAGGAAAAACUACUGUUUACAAAUAUAAAUCUGGGCUUGUUAAAGGACAAAGCUUGGAAGGAGAAGUGUGUUAGGCUCCAACUGUUGUUGACAACAAAAGAAUCUGCUAUAUAUGUACCGACGAAUUUGGAAGCUCGGCGUAGAAUCACCUUUUUUGCAAACUCACUUUUUAUGAAAAUGCCUAAGGCUCAACCGGUCCGUAGCAUGAUGUCCUUCAGUGUUUUAACUCCGUACUACACAGAGAAAGUGCUCUUUUCACCAAAAGAUCUUAGUAAAAAGAAUGAGGAUGGUAUAUCCAUACUUUUCUAUCUACGGAAAAUAUAUCCAGAUGAAUGGUGGAACUUUACUGAGAGGAUAGAUAUCAAUCGGAAGGAUGAAAAUGUGAUGCAUGAAAUCUGUCCUUGGGCAUCUUAUAGGGGUCAAACGCUCGCCAGAACUGUGAGAGGAAUCAUGUACUAUAGGGAGGCACUUAAGAUCCAAUGUAUUCAGGAUACGAAUGAUCUUGCUAAAUUGGACCGUGGUAGAACAUUGGCGUCCAAUCAGGAGUUAGAGGAUGUUUGUGAAAUGGCACAAGUUAUUGCUGAUAUCAAAUUCACAUAUGUUGUAUCUUGUCAAGCCUAUGGCACACAAAAGAUGUCCAAGAAUGCUAAAGAGAAAAUCCGCUAUCAGAAUAUCCUUGAUCUCAUGAUAUUGUACCCAUCAUUACGAGUUGCAUUCAUUGAUGAGGUAGAAGCUCCGACUGGACAUGGAACAACAGAGAAGACAUAUUAUUCUGUUCUUCUCAAAGGAUAUUGUUCUAAUCUUGUCGAAGAAAAGUAUGAUGAGGAAAUUUACCGCAUCAAGCUUCCUGGCAAACCCACGGACAUUGGAGAAGGAAAACCUGAAAAUCAAAAUCAUGCCAUAAUUUUCACUAGGGGAGAAGCACUCCAGGCCAUUGAUAUGAAUCAGGAUAAUUACAUCGAAGAGGCAUUUAAGAUGAGAAAUGUACUGGAGGAGUUUAAGAGUAAUAAGUAUGGAAAGAGCAAACCCACUAUAUUAGGCCUACGUGAACACAUUUUUACUGGAAGUGUUUCGUCGCUUGCUUGGUUUAUGUCCAAUCAAGAGACCAGUUUUGUUACAAUCGGGCAACGAGUUCUGGCCAAUCCUCUCAAGGUUCGGUUCCAUUAUGGUCAUCCAGAUAUUUUUGAUAGGCUCUUCCAUAUUACUAGAGGUGGCAUAAGUAAAGCUUCAAAGACUAUAAAUUUAAGUGAAGAUAUCUUUUCAGGUUUUAAUUCGACAAUGAGGGGAGGAAAUGUUACACAUCACGAAUACAUACAAGUUGGUAUGGGGCGUGAUGUGGGAAUGAAUCAAAUUUCUAACUUUGAAGCUAAGGUGGCCAAUGGCAAUGGUGAACAAACAUUGAGUCGCGACAUCUAUCGGCUGGGACGCAGAUUUGACUUUUAUAGAAUGUUAUCUUUCUACUUUACUACAGUUGGCUUUUAUUUCAGUAGCAUGGUUACUGUACUUACUGUCUAUGUAUUUUUGUAUGGGCGGCUAUACCUAGUUAUGAGUGGUCUGGAAAGGUCUAUUCUACUGGAUCCACGUAUUCAGCAGAACAUCAAGCCUCUUGAAAACGCCCUAGCUUCACAGUCUUUUUUCCAACUUGGUUUGCUGCUUGUCCUCCCUAUGAUCAUGGAAGUGGGCUUAGAGAAGGGGUUCCGCACAGCCUUAGGAGAGUUUGUAAUCAUGCAGCUUCAGUUGGCCUCAGUGUUCUUCACAUUCCAGCUUGGCACCAAAACCCACUACUAUGGGAGAACAAUACUCCAUGGUGGCGCUAAAUACAGACCUACUGGCCGUGGAUUUGUUGUUUACCACGCCAAGUUUGCUGACAAUUACCGCAUGUAUUCCCGGAGCCAUUUCGUUAAAGGACUCGAACUGUUGAUACUUCUGGUUGUAUACCUAGUCUAUGGAAGUUCCUAUCACAGCUCCAACUUGUACCUAUUUGUCACCUUCUCCAUAUGGUUCCUGGUUGGUUCUUGGCUCUUUGCACCAUUUAUCUUCAAUCCAUCAGGUUUUGAGUGGCAGAAGACGGUUGAUGACUGGACAGAUUGGAGGAAGUGGAUGGAUAACCGAGGGGGUAUCGGCAUGUCUGUGGAUCAAAGCUGGGAGGCAUGGUGGAUAAAUGAGCAGGAGCAUCUCAGAAAAACUAGUGUCCGCGCCCUUCUGUUGGAAAUAAUCCUUUCACUUCGUUUCUUGAUCUAUCAGUAUGGCAUUGUGUACCAUCUGAACAUAGCACGCCGCAGCAGAAGCAUUCUGGUAUAUGCAUUGUCAUGGCUGGUUAUGCUCAUUGUUAUAGUAGUUCUGAAGACGGUUUCAAUAGGACGGCAGAAAUUUGGGACGGACCUGCAGCUUAUGUUCCGCAUCCUCAAGGGCCUUCUCUUCCUUGGUUUUGUCUGCGUGAUAGCUGUCCUAUUUCUUGUCGGUAACCUCACAAUUACUGAUGUCUUCGCUAGUAUUCUGGGAUUCUUGCCUACUGGAUGGUGUAUUCUUCUGAUCGGACAAGCAUGCUCGCCAUUGUUUAAGAAGAUAGGACUGUGGGACUCCAUAAUGGAGCUCGGGAGGCAGUACGAGAACAUAAUGGGUCUAGUCCUCUUCCUGCCCAUAGGCUUCCUGUCGUGGUUUCCCUUCGUCUCCGAGUUCCAGACGCGGCUGCUGUUCAACCAAGCCUUCAGCCGGGGCCUCCAGAUCUCAAGGAUCCUCGCUGGUCAGAAGGAGGAUUUCAGGGACUCCGAGUGACAGGUUUCAUCUAUCCUAUAGACUCGCCCAACUCCCAAGUUCUCUUCCUAUCAUGAUCGAUUGUUGGCGUAAGUACUGCACUGAGGUUUACUAGUUUCUGGGCGCACAACUAGUAGAUGGUAUAUCAGUAUAUGUUUUGCCCCUUCAUGGAUUGCCUUUUGUACAAUGUAUCUAGUAAGAAAUUUAGCACCUACUAGUAAAUGGGUAAGUGGGAUUCAAAAGGCAUAUCUUUCUUGUGAAGUUAUUUGGAUAAAAGCCACUCAAGGCUAAUGGUGUGUGUUUACUAUAUGAGAUAAUCCACAUCAUCUCCUUAGACAUUUGAAUUACUUCUGUAGAAAACGUAAUUCUAAAAACAUGCAUGUUUUAGAUGGAUGCUUUUCUAUUCAAAGAUGUUCAGCAUUAUCUUUUCUUUUUUCUUUUUUUGCGGGGAAGAUGUUCAGCAUUGUCGAUACUGCAAAAUUCGCUAGUCUAAAACAAAACAAAACCUUGAUGGGCUGACUAUAUUUUGAAGUCGAUGAUGGCUAGUACCUCUAAGUGUUGCGCUCAACAUUUGCGUUUGUUUGCUCUUGGUCAUUUGGAAUGUGAGAAUUUUUUACAAGUUCUUAUGGGAAUUGAACUUGUGAAAUUUUUUAGGAAAAAAUUCAAUUCCCUUGUACGACGGUAUUUUACCACGUAUAUGUGCAAUCCCCCGAUAUACAUAUACACAUAUACAGAAAGAAAAAAGAGGGGGAAAAGAAAAAGGA
This is a messenger RNA of Phragmites australis (common reed), 6642 nucleotides long. Its product is annotated as putative callose synthase 6. The record is from RefSeq and is a predicted model, not a curated record. The coding region runs from base 104 to 5899 and encodes 1931 amino acids. The transcript is spliced from 42 exons. Gene Ontology annotation, molecular function: 1,3-beta-D-glucan synthase activity. Gene Ontology annotation, biological process: (1->3)-beta-D-glucan biosynthetic process. Gene Ontology annotation, cellular component: plasma membrane; 1,3-beta-D-glucan synthase complex. NCBI's taxonomy places the organism in Eukaryota, Viridiplantae, Streptophyta, Magnoliopsida, Poales, Poaceae.